Molecule: messenger RNA, 2343 nt
Organism: Acanthopagrus latus (yellowfin seabream)
Lineage: Eukaryota; Metazoa; Chordata; Actinopteri; Spariformes; Sparidae
Gene: pip5kl1
Product: phosphatidylinositol-4-phosphate 5-kinase-like 1
Exons: 10
Coding region: 146-1489 (447 amino acids)
Biological process (GO): phosphatidylinositol metabolic process
Molecular function (GO): phosphatidylinositol kinase activity
Source: RefSeq, a predicted model, not a curated record
AAAAAUCACGUGAUAUAUCGCAUGGCUCGCUGUUGCUGGAAGACAGUUGCAGUCCACCUUAACUCUCCUCAAAGUUACGCUGCAUUCUGAAAUUGAUGCUUCUCGGCUGCCAUGACAACUAGGAGAGGAAGAAGCUACUGCUAAGAUGGAGAUGUCAGCAGCCACAGGUGACCUGGAGACGUCUGGUCGCCGUCAGCGCCCCAGCACAGUGAAGAGGAGGAGGUGGGGAGGUUUGAGGCAGCAGUGGAAGCUUCUGGGCUUGUUUGAGAUCGAUCAGCAGCACGAGUUCUACAGCCUGACCUGCAUGAUGAAGGAGGGAUUGGCAGCCGCCACCCAAAGCACUAUUGACACCGCACCUACAAAUGAACUGUCAGAUGAUGAUUUUAGAUUAGAGGUCACACAGAUCCAUAAGGAUUUCACAAUGGAGACAUUUGCCGGCCCGGUGUUUGCUAGCCUGCGUGGCUCUUUAGGAAUGACAGAGCAGGAGUAUCAGCAGUCACUCUGCUCUGAAAACUGCUAUCUCCAGUUCAUCAGCAACUCCAAGAGCAAGGCUGACUUCUUCCUGACAAAUGAUAAACGCUUCUUUCUGAAGACCCAGAACAAAAGGGAAAUAAAAUUCCUUCUGGCCAACCUGAAGAUCUACAUGGAACACCUGAGGAAAUAUCCUCAUUCACUGCUUGUCAAGUUCCUAGGUGUCCACAGGAUCAAAAUCCCACACAAACGAAAGAAAUACUUCAUUGUUAUGCAAAGUGUGUUUUAUCCAGAUGAUCGAAUCAGUGCCAGAUAUGACAUUAAGGGCUGUGAGGUGAGUCGUUGGACAGAGCCCGCACCAGAAGGAAGCCAGAUUAUUGUGGUCCUCAAAGACCUCAAUUUUGAAGGGCAGUACAUCACACUGGACCGGCAGCGACCCUGGCUCCUUCGACAGGUGGAAAUUGACACACACUUCCUCCGAAGGCUCAAUGUGUUGGACUACAGCCUCCUCCUGGCCCAUCAGCCCUUACACCAUGAUGAACGCCACCAGAGUCUCUCCUUCGCUACUCUCAUCAUGAGAACCAAAAAAUCUGUGAAUCCAGGCUCCAGCCCUAUUCAUGCAGGCAUAGUUGCGGUUCCUGGGGCAGUCCCAGAAGAGGACUCCACCUUACCUUCGUCUGAUGUCGAUGGCAGCUGUCUUAAGCCGUCACAAGCAGGUGAUGCAUUCAGUGGUGACACUCUUCAAACUGGAUCGGGCUGUGACGCUGCCGAGCUCCAAGAUUUCAGGGCCCAAAACCGACGUUUACUGCCCAAUUUAAAGAAUCCUCUGCAUGUCAUCGAUGGGCCUGAGCAGCGCUACUUCAUCGGCAUCAUUGACAUUUUCACAGUUUACAGUUUUAAGAAGAGGCUGGAGCAUUUGUGGAAGAGGCUGAGACAUCCGGGCCGGUCCUUCUCCACUGUCAGUCCACAGACUUACUGCCUCAGGUUAUGUCACUGGGUACAGGACCAUACCAAGUAGACUAUGGGUGAGCAGUGGACACUUCUCAACAGCACUCACUGAGCAUGGCUAACAAACUAAAUGGACAACCAAAGUCCACAUACAUGCAGGCACAUUAAAACAAGUUUAUCUACAUCUGUUCACAUGCUUUCAUUUUGCCACCUGCUCAAACACAGGCAUGGCCUUUUUUGGCACGAUAUCUAUGUCUCGUUUGUGAGUGCGCAGUACACAUUCUGACUCACGCAAAACAAUGAGACUGGAUAUGUGCAAUCAGUAAUUUGAUUUGAGCAAACAAAAAUAUAUUCCAUACUCACUAAAAAUGAUUGGAGUGGGCUAAAUAGUGUUUUUUUUGUAAAACAGUAUGUUCUAAUCCACUGUGUAUCCAUCUUCGGAGCUUCCAUUAUAUGCUCGUUUUCAAGUUCAUACUUUUUUUUAGGGUUCUACCUUAAAAUGUUGACAUGCUUUCAUGUUCAAACAUCAGCAGAAUAAGUGCCUAACUCUUGGCCGUGGGGGCUCUGCAGAAGUCCUGACAGCUUGUUUGUAGGCUACAUUUCUACCCAACACCCAGCUUGAUGAUAUUCACCGUCUGUAGCUCCAGCUGGAUGACUGCAGCUUCCAGUUCUACCUUAGGCUGACUGGUGCCCAGUUCUCAGCUGCAGAGUGAGUGUCCGUCUGUCUCCACUGAAUGGCACAUUCCUAAUAGAUGUGUUAAAAUCAAUAAAUAGUAAUUAUAGCCUGCAUGUAGAUUAAUAAAUCCAUUUAAUCUGCUUAACCACAUCAGCAUGAACCCAAAACAAAGAGAUUUCUCUGUGAUCUGACAAUAAAUGUAAUGCAGAUAAAUGCAAUAAAUGGAUCAGAAGGACGCUGAAAUAACA